Molecule: messenger RNA, 2751 nt
Organism: Rosa chinensis
Lineage: Eukaryota; Viridiplantae; Streptophyta; Magnoliopsida; Rosales; Rosaceae
Exons: 1
Coding region: 974-2233 (419 amino acids)
Biological process (GO): regulation of transcription by RNA polymerase II
Cellular component (GO): SAGA complex
Molecular function (GO): transcription coactivator activity
Source: RefSeq, a predicted model, not a curated record
CGAGAAAGAAGAGAAGGAAGAGAGAGAAAAACAAAAGAAAGAAGGAAGAAAUAGAGCAGCGAUCGAGCUACAGAGAGAGAGAGGUGAGAGAGCCUGUGUUCGAAACUUCGAAUAUAAAUCAGCAGCACCAAAAAAACAAAAUUAGAUAAAAAAAAAAACCCAAAAUUUCAAAAAAAGAAAAAAAAAAAAGAGGAAGAGCGAGAAAGCGAAAGGCAAAGCUCGCAAGUCAGUGAGGUUCGAUUUCCCUCUGCAAAUUCGUCAAGCUCGUUAAGGUCAGAGUUCAAUCAAUCUCCAAAAGCCCUCUCACACUCUCUCUCCCCCCAAACCCUUUCACUAUUUCAAUUUCUCUUUUUCUUUUUUUGGCGCUUCAUUUGUUUAUCUGCAAUCCCAAUUUUCUCUCUGCAAUUCGAGCUCUGUUUCGCCGGACUCACUGAUCUCAUUCCCCGGACUUCGAAUUUCGAGUCUUGAAGUUCGGAGCUCGCCAAUUGCGCGAAUUCAAUACUGGGUUUGCAUUGGCGCGGCGGUGCAAUUCAAGUUUGGGAGGAACUCCGGACCCGAAUUUGUGGUGAUUCGGACUUAGGGUUUUUGAUUUGUAUUGGUUUUGGAUGAAUUGAGCUAGGUGUGUAGUGGGUUUGAUCUUUAGGGUUUUGGGAUUGAGGAGAUGGGAUUUGGUUUUGCAUUGUGUGGAUUGUGGGCGGGACAAUUUGGGGUUGUUUGGAAAUAAGGUUAACGGUAGUCUCAUUUGAGAUUGGGGUUUUUUUAAAUAUUUUAUUGUACUUUUUUUAAUUUUUGGGGGUUUGUGGAUUGUGGCUCUGUUUGGUGUGAUAUGCAGGGUGUUGGGAAUUGAUUUGAAAUGAAUGAUAUGGGGGAGUGCAAGUUCUGGUUUUUUUCGAGAUAGGAGUAACAGUAAUUUGGGGGUUGCUGGGGGAUUUGUAAAGUAUUGUGGAUGGUGUAUGAAUCUGUUUGUUGAGAAAUGCAACCUCAGCAGUUGUCGAGGAUUGAUUUGGGUGAUUUGAGAGCUCAGUUAGUGAAGAGGAUCGGGCCUGAGAAGUCGAAACGAUACUUUUAUUACUUGAACAAGUUGUUGAGUCAGAAGCUGAGCAAGAAAGAGUUUGAUAAGUUGUGCCACCGCGUGUUAGGAAGUGAGAACUUGCCGCUGCACAAUCAUUUUAUACUGUCAAUCUUGAAGAAUGCAUGCCAAGGCAAGAUCCCGCCACCAGUUCAUUCAUCAGGUCCUGCAAAACCUGGGUUGCAAGCUGCAAACAGUUCUCCGAGUAGAGAAGAUGGGCACGAACAAAGUGGGAACCUUUUCCCAAAUCAGAAUCAAAAUGUGUCUGUUUGGUCUAAUGGGGUUUUGCCUGUGUCCCCAAGGAAGGGGAGGUCCGCUAUACGUGAGCGGAAGCUAAGGGAUAGGCCUAGCCCACUUGGACCAAAUGGGAAGGUAGACAGUGUGUCACAUCCAUCCACAGGUUCAGAGGAUAGUGGCAGUAAGAUUAUCACGGAGAAUGGGGAUGCAAAUCCAUUUGAUUAUCAGAGACCAAUGCAGCAUCUUCAACCAGUUGCCGAGCUACCUGAACGUGAAAGAGAUGGUGCAGUCAGGCGACCCACAGGAAAACCACAGAUACUCAGCAAUCAGGCCAACUUUGCAGUUAUGGAAGAUGGGGAAGAGGCGGAACAAUCAAACCGUUUGAGUUUCUCCAGAAGUCCUCUUCUUGCUCCACUUGGGAUCCCAUUAUACUCAGCCAGUGUAGGUGGGGCCCGCAAAGCUAUUCCGGUGGGUAGCAGCUGUGAUUUUGUUAGCUAUUAUGACAGUGGGGUUUUGUCUGAUACGGAGACCCUGAGAAACCGUAUGGAGCAGAUUGCUGCAGCACAAGGUGUUGGAGGUGUUUCUAUGGAAUGUGCCAAUAUGUUAAAUAAUGUGUUGGAUGUGUACUUAAAGCAAUUGAUCAAAUCCUGUGUUGAGCUGGUGGGAUCAAAGUCUGGUUUAGAGCCAAGAAAGAAUGCUGCACCAAAGCAGCAGAUUCAAGGAAAGGUUAUUAAUGGCAUGUGGCCAAGCAAUCACCCGCAUAUGCAGGGCAGCAAUGGGCCCUUGGAAGUUUCACAGGAGGAAAGACUGCAGCGCUCAAUAUCUUUGCUUGAUUUUAAGGUUGCAAUGGAGCUAAAUCCACAGCAACUUGGAGAAGACUGGCCAUUGCUGCUGGAGAAGAUUUGUAUGCAGUCAUUUGAGGAAUGAAACAUCAUUAAAAGAUACCCUUCAUCCCAAAGUUGUGGUUGGGUCGGUCUGUUCCAGUUCGAAGUCCUGACGAUGGUUGUUCGAGAUCAUUGAUACAACUAAUUCCAUUCACAUUGUCAGGAUGGACCAGAUGGUUCCUAAGUGGGUAAAGUUCCAGUUCUUCCAGAAUGAAAUCAUCUGUUCAAGCAUCAAAUGGCUGUAUUUGCUUGCUAUAGAGCCAGGACCGAUCCAGAUCUAACUGCAACCAAUCAAGGGGUGCUUUGAAAUUAAACCCCCAUGUUUGGUUGUUCUGUUGUUGUUUAACAUAGAUGCUGCUGUAUUUGCAAUCACUCAAGAUCUCAAGCUUUCAGUGUAAUUGCAGCCAAGGAAGAGGAAAUAUAAGAAAAUUUUGCAGGGAUACUGUUCUGUAGCUCGGUGUGAGGUACAAUUCCUUGUGUAAGAGCUGCAGUAUGCUCUGUAUGUAUUUUUAAAAUCUGAGAAUUGAUUGGAAUUUCAAUAACAAUAACACAUUGACAUCA